CAAAAGGAUGAUAAAUAGCUAUUAUCCCCUUGUCCAUCGCAACUAUUGUGAAGGAAGAGGCAGACAAACUGGAUGGUGGAAUGGUAUCUGCUAUAAAAGGAGAAUUAGUGUCAUCACUUCAGAUUCUGGUGCAAUUUUCUGGUCUUCUUUCACCUCCUCCAGCUACUGUGCAUUUCGCAAAUACUGCAGCUAGGAAAGCUGCAGUUGUUCUAUCUGAUCUGAAAAGUGGGAAUGAGAACUUUUAUGGUUAUUCCAAAGAUAAUUCCCCUAUUAAAGCAGUAGGAAAUAUGCUACACCUCAUCGUGGAGGCAUGUAUCGCAAGGAACUUAGUUGAUACAUCUGCUUAUUUCUGGCCUGGCUAUUUGGUUCCACUUGAAGAAUCUUCUCGAGCCCAGGAAUCUUCAUGGUCAUCUUUAACAGACGGUUCUCCACUUAUGGAACUCAAGGAUGCACUUAUGGUUACACCUGCUUCGAGUGUAGCCGAGUUGGAGAAAUUGUACUCUUUUGCAGUAAGUGGGUCAGAGGAGGAGAAAUUGGUGGCUUCAAAGGUUUUGUGCGGGGCAUCACUUCUUCGUGGUUGGAACAUUCAGGAACAUGUCGUCCAAAUGGUGCUUAAGUUGUUAUCAUCAUUCCUCCCUCUGGAUUCCAGAUCAGACAGGCGAUAUGUACAGCACAUGCCUAUGCUGCAUGCUCUCAUAUUAGGGAUUUCUUCUGUUGAUGCUGUUCAUAUUCUCUCAAUGUAUGGCUUGGUGCCAGAAGUAGCAGCCAUGUUAAUGCCUCUCUGUGAGAUUUUUGGAUCCUUACCACCAUCUGAUCAUAGGAGUUGUAACUUUGAAGAGGCUUCUGUGUACUCUGUAUUCUCAUCUGCUUUCCUAUCGCUGCUUCGCUUGUGGAAAUUUCAUAGACCCCCUAUUGAGAAUGCUUUAUCAAGACAUGGAGUCUUUGUUCGGUCAGAGCUCAGUUUGGAUUUUCUCUUAUUAUUACGUAAUAGUCGUUCUGCUUUGAAAAACCUCUCUAAUGUUAGUAAGUCAAGCAUACUUCAAUUUGAUCCAUUGUUUCAAAAGCCAGUAUAUAUCGAUUCAUUUCCAAAGCUAAGGGCAUGGUACUUCCAGAACCAGGCUUGCAUAGCCUCUACUCUUUCUACUGUUUACAAUAGGCCAAAUGUCCUCCAUGUGGCAAACAUUAUACUGAAAAUUAUAUGCCAUAAAGUUUCAACCUGUCCUCCAUGUGUCCUGUCUGUAAAUCCUCAGUCAACAUCAAAUUCCAGUAUGGGUAGUCCACCUCCAGGUGUUAAAGAAGAUAGCCAGUGGCCAACACUUCCUGCAUGGGAAGUUCUGGAAGCUGUCCCUUUUGUGCUUGAGGCUGUAUUAACUGCAUGUGCUCAUGGGAGGCUUUCGUCCCGUGAUUUGAUUACAGGUCUAAGAGAUCUCGCAGAUUUCCUGCCUGCUUCACUUGCUGCUAUUGUCAGCUACUUUUCAGCAGAAAUUACCCGUGGCAUAUGGAAGCCAGUUAUGCUGAAUGGAACAGAUUGGCCAAGUCCAGCUGCAACGCUUCCAGUAGUUGAAUCCGAGAUAAAUGAAGUUCUAGCAUUGGCUGGUGUCAAUAUAAACAUCUCUUCUCGACCUCGUUCAGUGAUGCCAAUGCUGCCAUUGCCAAUUGCAGCCCUAAUCAGUUUAUCGAUAACAGUUAAGAUGGAGGAAUUUAGUCACCUACAUGGAAUCAUUGGCCAAGGAAUUGAAAUUUGUGCAACAUCUAGUUCAUGGCCAAGCAUGCAAAUUAUAGGUGCAUUGUGGUCCCAGAAAGUACGGCGCUGGCAUGAUUUUAUCAUAUUGGCAUGUUCACGGUCUCCCUUCACUCGAGAUAAUACAGCGGUAGCUCAACUGAUCAGGAGUUGCUUCACAUCUUUCCUUGGACCUUCAGUCGAUGGCCAUUCCUGUUAUGUAGCAAACAGAGGAGUCACUAAUUUGCUGGGGAAGACACUUGAUGAAAGAGCUAGACUUGUUGUUGCGCCAGGGUUUCUUUACAUGAGAUCUUGCCAGUUAUUUCCAGACAACAAUUUUGUUUGUGAAGAGAUUUUGAAGGUGGUCAUUGAGAGAGCCCGUACGCUAGCGAAUGAUUGUAGUUCUGAAAGACCUGCUCAUUUGAGAUCAGACUGCAUGACACUCUCAGAUGCCUCAUCCCUGGUAGAGCAGAUAUCAUCACUUGCAGCAACUAUGCUUUGUCAUGCUGGUGGGGUGAAUUUGAUCCGUCUCCUGUAUGAGCAUAUUCUCCCCACUUUGCUGCUUUCAGCAGGAGAAGAUAAGCUUGGUUCUGCCGGUCUUGUUUGCAGCUUAUUUGAAGGAUAUGCGCUAGCAUAUGUUCUCCUCUGGUCUGGUGCCAGCAUCUGGGGUGUCGGAGAAACCUCGCCAGCAUAUGCUUCAAUUUACACAUCAAAAAGGCAGCGGAUUGUGGACAGGCACUUGGAGUUCAUGGCUAAGGUAAUGGAGGGUAACAUUGUGCUGGGAUGCGGUGAGACCACUUGGAGGUCCUACGUUCUCUGUUUCGUAGGUUUGCUGGUUGACUUUGUGCCAGCAUGGAUUCUCGAAGUCAAGCUGGAGACACUUCAGAAAUUGGCGUCUGGACUUCGGAAAUGGCACAAGGGUGAUCUAGCCCUCUCUUUGCUUGAGCGAGGGGGAAAAAAGGCCGUGACUUCGGUGGUUGAAUCGCUUUUGUGAUACGCUGGUGCUCAAUUUUCGGUGUAAUUGUCUAUGUCAGCUUGGUACAUACACAUAACUUGUUACCAACUUACUAUUAUGAAAUUCAGCCCAUCAAAAAAAAUGAACGCUACAACCGUACAGCUUACCAGGAGCUUGCUUGUCCAUAUUGUCGAUCAGCUAAGGCUAACACUAAAGAUUGAGACGCCCAACAGGCAGUUGUUUGUAACUUUAUAUAGUCAUUCAUGUCAUUUAGUAGAUUCUUAUUAUUGCAGCCAUUCAUGAGGAAUA
This is a messenger RNA of Panicum virgatum (switchgrass), 2984 nucleotides long. RefSeq names its product mediator of RNA polymerase II transcription subunit 33A-like. Gene Ontology annotation, biological process: regulation of phenylpropanoid metabolic process. Lineage: Eukaryota; Viridiplantae; Streptophyta; Magnoliopsida; Poales; Poaceae. Gene Ontology annotation, cellular component: mediator complex. The transcript is spliced from 7 exons. The record is from RefSeq and is a predicted model, not a curated record. Bases 81 to 2714 code for a protein of 877 amino acids.